Paramecium sonneborni is the source of this 879-nucleotide messenger RNA. NCBI's taxonomy places the organism in Eukaryota, Ciliophora, Oligohymenophorea, Peniculida, Parameciidae. The record is from the annotation of a GenBank genome assembly.
AUGAAAGGCACUCAAAAAAAUUUCGAUAAAGGAUAUGUGCAUAAUAACUUCAACAUUAUGGAAAUGUUAAGUGCAACAAAAAAUAAAUUAGGGGCUAAAUGUUAAUUGCCUCAAAAAGAAAGCCGAUAAUAUUCUCAUCAUGUUGAUGGAAUGCAAAAAAACUCACUUAAGGUUAAAAACUUGCUUGUGAUAAUUGAUGAUUAAGUACUAUAAUUCAAUAUAAUAAAGAAAUUGUUUCAUAAGGUAUAAGAGAGCGUUCAAUCUUAUAGAAGUCCUAAGAACUUUUAAACAACCUAACAAAAUGAUAUGAAUGAUUAGGAUAAUUAGAAAAAUGGGAAUUCGAGAAUUCUUUCUCCAAGAGAAUAAAAUGAAAUGAUCGAAUAUUUGUAAAGAAAAAAUGAAGAAUUAAUUUAAGAAAAUAAAUCAAAGCAAUAACUUAUAAAUAAACUAUUAGGAGUUAAUAACGGGUCUGAAAAGAUAAAAAAAAUUCAAUCACCUAAAUCAUAGUAAAAAUUUUAAUACAUUCCAAAAUCAGCUGAUGCAAGAAAUAAAAUAGAAAAUGAGAUUCGAUUGCCUUUAAUUAAACCAUCAGAACCAAUUUUAGAGUAGAAAAUAGAAAAAUAGACAAUCUAAAACGAAAUUUAAAGAUGUGAUUUGCUAAAUUAAUAUAACAUGAGUUUUGGAAAAUAAAUUAAUUUAAAUGAGGAUAAAAAAGAAUAGUUACAAAUAACCUCAGAUUAAAGUAGAUAAAGGAACCCAAGAGAGAAAUUGUAUUCAUAACCAAAUCAACCUUUGAAAAAAAAUCAUUUUUCAAAAAUGUUGUAAAAAUUGCCUUUAGAAUUUCAUCUAGAGAUUGAAAAUCAGAAAAGUUAGCUUUGA